AAGGGUUUAUUCGAUCGUCUGUUUCUGCAAUUCUACGAUGAGUGACAAGGAGGAGGAGAGAAGCCAAGGGGUCGAAGUUGAAGAAACUAAGCCCCCGACUCCAAUGGCGGAAGCCGAAGAGACCCAGCAGCAGCAGCUACAACAGAAUACGCGCACGAAGCUGGAGAAGACGAUCGCCUCAUUUAGCAUUUGGCCCCCUACGCAGCACACAAGGGAAGCCGUCGCCAAACGACUCGUUGAAACCCUAUCGACAAAUUCCAUCCUCGCCAAGCGCUAUGGUUCCAUGCCAGCAGACGAGGCCUCCUCCGCCGCCCACAAAAUCGAAGAAGAAGCCUUCUCCGUCGCCUCCGAUGCCGCCGCUUCCAGCACUGCCGAAAACGAUGGCAUCGAUAUUCUUCAGCUCUACUCCAGGGAGAUCAGUAAGCGAAUGCUAGAAACCGUUAAAACCAGAGCUGCCACUGCAUCCCCCACUGACAAUUCGUCGCCGGUUUCGGUUGCCGCCGAUUCUCCUGCUAUUCCUCCUGCCUGUGAGGAAAUCUCAUCUGCCCAAACUGAUAGUUGAAUAUGAAUUUCAUUUUCUUUUUAGGGUUUCUGGUACCUUUGGGUUUACUGUUGAACUCUUCGUAUGUUGAAAUGCAUCUGUAUUAGUCAUGGAUCGCUUCCUCUACUAUAUUGGUUGCCCUGUCAAAUGCACUUAAUGGGGCUUUUGGUUAGGGAUCCGUUCCUCUACUAUAUUGGUUGCCUUGUGGAAUGCACUUAAUGGGGCUUUUGGUUUA
Messenger RNA from Macadamia integrifolia, 776 nucleotides. Its product is annotated as MFP1 attachment factor 1-like. The record is from RefSeq and is a predicted model, not a curated record. The coding region runs from base 38 to 562 and encodes 174 amino acids. The transcript has a single exon. Lineage: Eukaryota; Viridiplantae; Streptophyta; Magnoliopsida; Proteales; Proteaceae. Gene Ontology annotation, biological process: lateral root development; mitotic cell cycle.